UCAAGUGUACAGAAAACGCUGUGAAACUAUAACUGUAGAAUUCUGAGGCGUCAAUCAAUUAAAACAACAUUUAAACACAGACUGAUACUGCAAAGUGACCUAAAAGAUGUUUUAUUGGAAUGGAUUGGAACGAAUGAUGGACAUACUCCUCGCUCUUAAGUCGCAUUGGUCUAAUGUUACUAGCCUACGGCUUUACUUUAUUAUCUGUCUAUUUGCACUGCUGAUAAACAAAGUCUCUGCAGAGACAGAAAAUCUUGUGGGUGUAAUUGGACGUUCUACUAUCUUGCCAUGUUUCUUUAGUAAUAGUGGGAACACAGUCACUGAGAUUGAUGUGCGUUGGAGACACAAUAAAACCCUGAAUGUGUGUGACAUAACUGAUGGCAAAUGUUCAGGAGAGCAUCAAGCGGCGGGUUACAAGAACAGAACUGAAGUUUUCCCUGAGGAGUUUGUGAAUGGAAACUUCUCCCUGAAACUCUCCCAUCUUACGUCCACUGAUGCAGGAGAAUACCAAUGCUUCAUCAUACAUUCAUCUGAACUUGUUAAACUACAGCUACGCUUAAAUGAAUCAACAGCAGAUAAAGCAGACCCAACAACAGAAACAAGGCUCAUGUCGAGGAUAAUAAUUCCUGUGUUAAGUUUUGUUUUGUUGCUGUUAGUUUGUGUCAUUAUAUUUACAUAUAAGAAAAGAUGUUAUAAAUCCUCUAGUUCAGGGGUGUCUGCUAAUGGAGGGCACCUCUCAGACAAUGAUUCCUUGACUAACAUAUGAUUAGUAAGACUUUUACGAAUAACUCUAAAGGUUAAGCAUAUAAUUUUUGGUAAGUUUCUAAAUAUUAUCCACUACAGAAUUUAUUACUGCUGAUCAAUUGAUAUCUGUCUGUAAAGAUCAUCUUCUCUGUGCCUGCUCGAGCUGUGCAGAGUUGUUUUCAGUUUUGGGGCUGCAUUUCAACAUUAACAAUUAGUUAUGCAACAUAAUUUAUAGUCAGAAAACCCUAUUAAGCUAAUGAUCUACAUUUCACGGUUUGGUUUUUGCAAAUUAAUAUUUGUAUAGUAUCUCUACAUUGUAUUUUUUGCUAAGUUACCAAAUAUAGUGCCAGAGUUGCCUUGGUAGAAUUUCACCUAUAAACUAACUUACUCUCCUAGUGAACUUCAUCACCUAACACCCAGCUUACAUAACAUUUCUUCUUGUUAAUGUAGCUUUGUAUAGUGUGCUUAUUGUUGGUUAUUAAGGGAAGAUGGGGUGGUGAUGGCCCAGUGGAUAAGACACACGCCUUUGGUGUGAGAGACCCAGGUUCUAAUCCACUGUGAUGCACCAUUGUGUCCCUGAGCAAGACACUUAACCCUAGUUGCUCCAGAGGCGUGUGACCUCUGACAUAUAUAGCAAUUAUACGUUUUUUUUUGGAUAAAGCGUCAGCUAAAUGAGUAAGUAAGUAAGUAAGAUGUUAAUUAUAAGCAACUUAUUUUUAAGUCACUUAUAAUAAGUUGCUUUUAAAUAAAUAUAAAUGUAACUAUUCUGUUAUUUAAAAUCUUAAAGUAUUAUGCACUAACAGUUUUUUUAUUCUGUUGUAGGGCUGUCAAAUUUUAAUUCGAAUUUCGAAUAUUCGUCGAAUGUAAAAAAAAUAUGCAUAUUCGAACGUAAAACUUUGCAUUCGAAUUUUACCUGUGUCAGGAAGCUCACGCAACGUGAUGAUGACGUAACUGACGCGGAUUGUUAUACAGAGCGUUAGCGGCUCAGCCAACUAUGCGGAGCAAGCCAGCGUUAUUCAUUUGAAAAAUAGCAAGAAAUGACAGUGGGGAUUACGAGUCGGACAGAAUACAUAUUAAAAGGGCUGUGUGAUGCUGCUUUGGUUUUUGGAGCAUCAACUGGAAUUCAACCGCAAAGUGAAACUAACUGAGAUGAAUUAUUGUCGUCUGCUUCUAAAUGCAGUUUUAAAGUUUAAAAUAACUGAUCAACACGAAAGUGCCAUAAUACAGCUGCUUGUUUAGCAACAAUAAAACCAUAUGUGCAUCUACAGAGUCCACACCGCAUAUGAGAGAGUUGCAAUGUAACGCCGCGGUGGCUUUAUUUUAACUGACUGGAAACUUGACUUUCACCUGGACAUUUGAUAUGCAAGUUUAUCAUCAACAUUAUCUGCGUGAAAUAUUAACAUGAUGAUCAUCUGCCAACUCGACUGUUUCAGCACGUCCUCUAUGUUAAUUACGGAGUGUCUGCUUUAUUAACGGCUUCACUCUGCGCGUAAGUUAAAAAUUUCUGUUCUGUACUUUAUUACUCGCAUAUAUUUCUACAUAUUUUCAACCAAGGAACACACAAAAUAUAAUAUAAGUUGUUGUGAAUAGCGUUUAAGCUUGACAAAAUUUAAAUGACUAAUGAUCUUUCCCACUUAUUUUGGCUUAAAUAAAGAUUAAUUCGUUUUUAUACUUUAUUAGAAACACGUACUUAUCUACUUACUACUACUAUAAAAUGCCCUAUAUUAAUAUGCAUUGUCUAUGUAUGGCAUUCGUUUUGUACAUUUACAGGUGCACAACUAUACUGGUUAAUUUUGAUUUCAUUAGUAGUGUUUAUAACAUUCGUUUUAACAAAAAAUAAGCUGUGCAUGAUUAUAUUAUUGGGGCUUUGUGCUGCGCCCUCUUGUGGGCUUUUAGGAGUAUUUUCUCCAAGAUAAAGUAGGUCUUUAUAAUUCGAAUAUAAUUCGAAUUUUAUUAUUUUUCAAGGACGAAUUUCGAAUGUACUUGUUCAGCCAUUUUGACAGCCCUAUAAUCUGUUGCUUUGUGUUCAACUUCUAUGAUAAUCUUUAAUAUUUAUAGUAUUUUAUAAAAUUGAUAUUUCAGGUCCAAUAUAUUUUUUUGGUCUAGAUUUCUUAAGCAUGGCAAUAUUCUGUUACAGUAGAAUCUAGAUAUUUUGGUUUCAUUCUUGUUUUAUUUAUUUUUCAGUGUGACUGACUGGAUUUGAUUUUGGCUUGCCUUAAUAUUUAAAUCUAUUUGGUUCAUUUGGUUCAUUAUAUUUAUUGAAUCUUGAUUGCUGUUUUAAAAUUUUUUUUUUGAAAUUGAAUCAUUCCUCGUGACAUCCCUAGUUGCAAAACUGCAAGUUUCUAAAGAUUUUAAACUUGGUUUCAAUUUAAGGGUUAAAUAUAUUGUUAAUAUUAAAAUAGUGUAUUUAGUUGUCAAGAGAAAACUGUUAAAAUUAAGAGGACCAAUUUACUCAUAUGUACUUAUAAAUGUAGAUUUUUUUCUAAUUAUUUCGCAUUUUCCAUGGGGCUUUGACUACAACAUAUAUUUACAAUUAAACUUUUUAAACUUGUCACGGGUGCCACUUUUAGAUACGUUUUUUUAUUGUGUAUGAAACCACAGAACUCUGAGCAGUCACAACAGUUUGAGAUAUACAAGCAUAACUUUGUUUUAAAGAUGCAUUCAGAUUCAUUUCACUGUCAAAUGCAUGAUGCAUUAGUAAUGGCUCCUUAGUAAUGGUUAUAUGUAUAUGAAUUUAAAUCUAUAUUUAUACAACAACAAAAGAACAUCAGUCUGACAUAGGAGUGUCAGUGUUCAGUGACUUUUAAUCUGAGACAGAAUUAAUCAGAGAUCAGUAUUACAAAUUACAUAUACUAGUGAUCGAAUCAAUUGAACCAAAAAUUUAUUCGGUUCGAAACAGCACAAACGCUGGCGACAUCUGCUGGUCA
Paramisgurnus dabryanus is the source of this 3671-nucleotide messenger RNA. RefSeq names its product butyrophilin subfamily 3 member A3-like. Gene Ontology annotation, cellular component: external side of plasma membrane. Gene Ontology annotation, biological process: T cell costimulation; cellular response to lipopolysaccharide; negative regulation of T cell proliferation. Lineage: Eukaryota; Metazoa; Chordata; Actinopteri; Cypriniformes; Cobitidae. The record is from RefSeq and is a predicted model, not a curated record.